AAAUUACCCAAACUGUUUUCAGCUGGACAUGUCCUGGUAAUAUGUAGAGUAUAUGCAGCAUCUGCACCUCGAGAUUGUGUAGGAAUAAAUCGUUUUUGACAGGGAUUUUUAACCCUUCAGUUGCCCGAAGGAUCAGCUGGCUUUGUAAUGGCUUCCAUCAUGCAUGUAUUUUACUGAUGGUGUGAGAAGUAAACAACAUGAGAGACUUCCAGGCCCAGCUGACAGCGCCGAACUUCCUCAUCCCCAUUUGAUGUCAGAAGUGGAGGCGUGAAGUGAAGACAGACAGAGAAGCGGGAAUGCCAGGAAAUGAGCAGGCGGCCACGGGCAGCGGAGAAGGCGGGAUAGGGCGGCAGCAGGAGAGGCGGCAGCAGCCGAGAGAGCAGAGAGCAGAGGGAGGCGGGACUCCAAGCGAUGGCCACGCCUCCCCGCCAACCCCCAUCCGCUGCACCAGCCCUCAGGUUACAUUUCCAUUCAGCCUGGGAGCUCUUAGCCCCCUUGCCAGGACAUCCCAGCUUCAAGCUCUACUCCUGCAGCAGUGUGCAGGUGAUGAGUUUAGCAACCAGCUCCUGCAGCUGAUGACCGUACGGCUUGAGGAAAGCCAGCAUAGACCCACUGUUCUGCGCAGAGGGAUUCCACAUGCCAGCCAGCCCAGUGACUCCAGCUCCAUAUGCAAUCCCAAUGACAGCCUGAUAGCUUCUGUUCAGCAGGCGGAACAACACUCCCGGGCCAGGAGCCACUCCCCCAAGCCCAAAACUCCUCCCUCUGGCCCUGUGGAGCCCAGGAAGAGCGUCAUCGCUCAGUUCAGAGCUUUGUUUGUGAACGGAGUCUGCCGGUGGCCGGGGUGCGAAGAGGUGUUUGAAGAAUAUCCCCAUUUUCUGAGGCACCUGCACAGCGAGCACAGCCCAGGGGAACGCAGCCUAGCACAGUGCCGUGUGCAGCAGGACAUGGUGCGGCACAUGGAGAACCAGCUCACUUUGGAGAAACAGAAACUUCUGGCCAUGCAGCUUCACCUGUCUGCACCUGCAAUACCCAUCUUGUCUUCACCUGAAGAGGAUCCAGAAGGGCCACACAGCUUGUUGAUGGACUCGCCCCAAUCUCAGGUGGCAGAUGGCGCCCCCUACUGUUCCAGUAAUGAAGCAGCAGAAGUGGUGAAACACGGCUAUGGCCACCUCAUGCCAGAAAUCAUUCCCAGCAUUGAAUGCUAUAAAUACAACAACAUCAGACCACCGUUUACCUACGCCUCUCUAAUCCGAUGGGCCAUUCUGGAGUCUCCUGAGAAGCAGAUGAGCCUGAAUCAGAUCUAUCACUGGUUCACCAGGAUGUUCUUCUACUUCCGCCACAACACCUCCACCUGGAAGAAUGCUGUCCGUCACAAUCUCAGCCUCCAUAGGUGUUUUGUGCGUGUGGAGAAGGGAAAGGGGGCUGUGUGGACCGUGGAUGAAGCAGAGUUCCAGAAACGCAAAGGACAGAAGUUUACCCGGGACCAUGGCGUGGGAUACCUCACUCCCUACACCUUCUGCCCCCCUCAGUCCUGGACCGGCGGCCUGCCAGAGGCCCACUGAGCGGAUUGCCUCACACCCUUGCGCUCCCACCACUGUGCCCAUCUCACAUCGUGGGACACCGUCAUGCGCCGAGUCCUUUAACACUUUCCAUCGUCACGUCCUUGUCAUACCUUCUUAUCAAAUAAAAGAAAGGCGUGAAGCUCUGA
Messenger RNA from Anguilla anguilla (European eel), 1708 nucleotides. RefSeq names its product forkhead box P3b (gene foxp3b). Gene Ontology annotation, molecular function: RNA polymerase II cis-regulatory region sequence-specific DNA binding; DNA-binding transcription repressor activity, RNA polymerase II-specific. The record is from RefSeq and is a predicted model, not a curated record. Gene Ontology annotation, cellular component: nucleus. Gene Ontology annotation, biological process: regulation of transcription by RNA polymerase II. The coding region runs from base 297 to 1562 and encodes 421 amino acids. NCBI's taxonomy places the organism in Eukaryota, Metazoa, Chordata, Actinopteri, Anguilliformes, Anguillidae. The transcript has 13 exons.